Molecule: messenger RNA, 1305 nt
Organism: Colletotrichum truncatum
Lineage: Eukaryota; Fungi; Ascomycota; Sordariomycetes; Glomerellales; Glomerellaceae
Product: FAD binding domain protein
Molecular function (GO): FAD binding; monooxygenase activity
Source: RefSeq, a predicted model, not a curated record
AUGCCAGCGUCAACACAUGAAAACGGAAUUCACCUCGUCAUUGUUGGUGCAGGGCUCGCUGGCCUGUCAGCGGCGUUAUCCACCAAGCUUGCUAAUCCAUCGCAUCGCGUUACAAUAUGCGAGGCUGUGGAUGAGUUGAAAGAGAUCGGUGCAGGCUUGCAAGUGACUCCUAAUGGGGCUCGACUCCUAGAACGAUGGGGGAUUCUAGAUGGCCUAACAACGACAGUGCCCAGAACGAUGAGUGUGCGACGCUACGAUGGGACAAAACUGUUGGCUCAUGAGCCCAACCUUCAGCAAUUGAUGCGAGACCGCUGUAGCUCGCCAAUCCUCCAUAUUCAUCGCGCCGAUCUACAGAGGGCUAUGAUCGCCAAAUGCACGUGUUUAGGCGUCGUAACUAAACUUGGGCGCCGAGUGGACGCAGUCGACUUUAAUGAAGCUUUGGUAACUAUGAAUGAUGGUUCAACUGUCCAUGGAGAUGUGGUUUUACUCGCAGACGGCUUGUGGUCCACAAUCCGUGAUGAAUUUGCCGGACGGGAGCAUGCACCACUUGCUACAGGCGACAUGGCCUAUAGACUAUCAAUUCAUGCGGAUGAAAUUGAUGGUCCUUACCGAAACGAACUUCAAGAGUUUAUUAGCCAGCCUGCGUUGAAUAUUUGGCUGGGCCCGUCAUCUCACGUCGUGGGAUACUCGCUUCGCGGAGGCAAGAUUCUCAACUUGGUCUUUCUUAUGCCUGAUACUCUGCCCGAAGGAGUAUCUCAGACCAAUGGAUCUCUGCUGGAAAUCAGCUCCGCAUUGUCGUGGGACCCUUUGCUGGUGAAGCUCCUCCAGGCAAGCAAGCAAGUGACGAAGUGGAAGCUGAUGUGGACGGAACCUUUGCCUCAAUGGGCUAGCACCUCAGGCACUUUCUUCAUGGCCGGUGAUUGUUGUCAUCCCAUGCUGCCCUACUUGGCACAAGGGGCGAAUUCAAGUCUUGAAGAUGGCGCUCUACUAGGCCACUUGCUGGGUAAUGUGUCCGAUGGGAACAAGACUAGCAUGCUUCCAAAAGUCGCCAAAGUGUACCAGCGCUUGCGGAUGGAAAGAGGUAGUUGGAUUCAAGCCGAGACGUUCAAACAACGGGACGUAUUUCAUCUUUCCGACGGCGCAGAGCAGGAAAAAAGAGAUGAAAUGAUGGUCGGGCUGUUGGGAGAGAAAAUAGAAGCUCCCUUUCCCAUCAGGUUCUUCUGUCCCGUUUCUCAGCGCAAGCUAUUUGACUACGACGCUUAUGAAGAAGCGGAGAGAGCCUGGAGAACAGAGACUGGAGUGUAG